Messenger RNA from Gossypium raimondii (Peruvian cotton), 1067 nucleotides. RefSeq lists its product as uncharacterized. Lineage: Eukaryota; Viridiplantae; Streptophyta; Magnoliopsida; Malvales; Malvaceae. The transcript has 6 exons. The coding region runs from base 118 to 858 and encodes 246 amino acids. Gene Ontology annotation, molecular function: mRNA binding. The record is from RefSeq and is a predicted model, not a curated record.
AACUCGCAAGGCACGUUGGAUCCCAUUCUCCCGAAAAAUUUCCCUCUAUAUUCUCCCCCAAUUUUUCUUUCUUUCCAAAUAAUCUCCUUUUAAAACCCUAAAUCCUCAAUUUCACCCAUGUCGAUACCUCCCUCUUCCGCUACACCUCCUGCUUCCUCAUCCUCUUCUCAAUUCACCUACCAAACGACGGCAAAUCAAUCGUAUUUUCCUUUGCCCUUUCAUCUCCAGCAACAGCCCCAGCAUUAUGCCUCCGCGCCCCCCUCCGUUUCCGUCGCCCCGGCUCCUGUCUACCCUGCCUCUGUUGCUCCCGUACCCGGCGUCUAUUCUCUCCCUCAAUACCAACAGGCCCAACAGUUAUUUCAAAGGGAUGCUCAAAUAGUUACCCCAGAAGCACUAGAGAGCGUAAAGGCUGCUCUUGCAAGCAGUGAGAUUGAGCACAAAGCAGAAACUAAGAAGAAAGCGAUCCCACGGAAAGCUGCUGGUCAGUCAUGGGAGGAUCCAACGCUUGCUGAGUGGCCAGAAAAUGACUUUCGCUUAUUUUGUGGUGAUCUUGGUAAUGAGGUUAAUGAUGAUGUUCUUUCAAAAGCUUUUGCUCGAUUUCCUUCAUUUAACAUGGCUAAAGUUGUUAGAGAUAAACGGACUGGCAAAACAAAGGGCUACGGGUUCGUUAGCUUUGCUAACCCUUCUGACCUUGCAGCUGCACUUAAAGAGAUGAACGGUAAAUAUGUGGGAAAUAGACCAAUCAAGCUUCGAAAGAGUAACUGGAAGGAGAGGAUAGAUCAGGAUGCCCUUGUGAGACAGAAAAACCAUUAUCAGAAAAAGCCAAAGCUACAGAAGAAAGGGAUAUUGCACAAGUGAGCACAGCUCUGGUGAAGCUUUUUCGCCUUCCUUGUCUUGGUGGAGCCUGUUUGACCGACUGAAUCAUUAGUAGUAAAUCAAGUGUGUUUGCUCUACUAAGCAAUUCUUAAAAUUUGGGGGGGGGGGGGGAGGGAGAAUUGUAGGAUGAUGAGCAAACUUUAUUUUAACUCAAUCCAGCAAUCAAAUACAAACGACAAAAAUAACUCGUA